This is a messenger RNA of Cydia pomonella (codling moth), 1171 nucleotides long. RefSeq names its product THO complex subunit 7 homolog (gene thoc7). The record is from RefSeq and is a predicted model, not a curated record. The transcript has 3 exons. Bases 104 to 709 code for a protein of 201 amino acids. NCBI's taxonomy places the organism in Eukaryota, Metazoa, Arthropoda, Insecta, Lepidoptera, Tortricidae. Gene Ontology annotation, biological process: mRNA processing. Gene Ontology annotation, cellular component: THO complex part of transcription export complex.
UAAAAAGAAUCACAAACAUACGAUUGAAUUAAACAUUAACUUUAAAACAGUCCUAGAUAAAGUCAAGACUUGGACCGGUUUAUUGCUUAUCACGAGAAAAACCAUGGGAGACGAAGAUGUUAUCCGUAGACGUCUUUUGAUUGAUGGCGACGGCACUGGAGAUGAUAGAAGGCUGAACGUGUUGUUAAAAACACUAAUUAAAUGGUGUAAUAGCACAGACGAUAAACCGGAAGAGAGUAAGUCGACUCACGACCGAAUGCUAGCACAACUAGCGCAAUGUGAAUUUGCCGUCACCAAAUCCCAACUCGGUUCAGAAAUGAUGAACGCUGAGCUAGCCAGUUACGAAUCGUUGUCUAAAAUACUUGAAAACGGCAUAGAAAUUGCUAAGACAAAUAUAGAGAAGAGCAAAGCUGAUCUACUCCAGGCUAAAACUGUCCGGAAAAACAGAAUAGAGUAUGAUGUGCUUGCUAAAGUAAUAAGUGAACAGCCAGAUAGGAAAGAAACAUUGGAACGUCUCGGAACUUUGAAAACAGAACUGGCCGGUUUGGAAACAACAAAGCAGCAGUUGGAAAGUAGGUUGGCUUUAAGAAAAAAACAAUUCCAUGUGUUGGUUACUUCCAUUCAUCAGUUGCAAGCACUUUUGGAUGAACCUGAGGAUACAGAGUCCAUUUCUGAUAUUGAGAUGAAAGAUAUUAGUAAUGAAUCUUAGCAAUAGAUGUUUGCCAUGUUGGUAAUAUUGUCAGCACAAAACUUACUAACUAAUACCCAAAAAUUACUUAUUAUCAAAUUUAAACUGUUGUGAGACAUACUAACAUUAAACUAAUUUUACGGUUUACACUUACAUAUUGUGUACCAAAAUGUGCACAAGGUUUUAAAGAUUAUAACACAUUCAGGAAAUAAGUAAAGACAUGUAAUCAUAUUUGAUAAUACUAUGGAAGUCUUGGUGUCUGUAUCAAUUUCCUUGGAUUUGUCGUAAUCUGGGGCCAACUACAGGAAUAUUAAUGGAGGAUAUAUCAAGUUUCUUCUAAUACAUACUGCUUGUACAUUUUAAACAGUGAUGGUGUCCAAUAUGAAAAAAUAAUUGUGUAUAUUCAUUUGAAGAAAGUCUCUUGUUCUUUAUGAAUCCUAGGUAAGUAUCUAACAUUUUAUUGCAAUAAAUGUUUUAAAAUAA